AUGCUCUGCGCGGAGGAGCUCACGCGGCGCGCCCUGCUGUCCCCGAACUGCGCGGAGGGGCUCUGCGCGUGCACCCAGCUGGGUCGCACCAGUUGUUCGUGUCGUGCGGUCAUGGGCGCGUCGCGGGCGCGGCUUGUGCUGAAGCACGCAGAGUGGCUCGCCGACCACGGCCACGCCAGGGGCGCGGAGGUCCGCUUCCAGGAGGCCAGCCGUGAGGCAGCGGAGCACGGCCAGGCGGCGCUCGCACACAGAGCCUCUGCGCGGUUGGGGCACCUCCUCUCGAGGCGGGGCCGCUUCGCGGAGGCGCUCGAGGCCCUCCUCGAGACCCAGCGGUUUGGAGACCUCGCCCUGGAGGAGGAGCGCGACCCGGCCACGCCGUGGUUGCUCGGGGUGGCUUGGUUGCAGGCAGCAAGAUGCGGCGCGGCGAAGUGGCUGGAAUCGAAGAAGAAGCGGAAGAGUGGAUCCUUAGUUUGGGCCCGCUCGCGGCGGACGGGAUCGACGCGCAGCGCCAGAGGCUCCAGACGGACAUCCGCUUCUGGCGGGCCGCGGAGCUGUCCCCGAGGCGCUGCGUAG
Messenger RNA from Prorocentrum cordatum, 573 nucleotides. NCBI's taxonomy places the organism in Eukaryota, Dinophyceae, Prorocentrales, Prorocentraceae. The record is from the annotation of a GenBank genome assembly.